CCGACCUGCCCGGAUCCAACCUGGGCUGGCCAGCCUGAAAACCAUCCCUGUUUACACUCAACACUGGGGCACUGGGCUUGGAAUCAGAGCAGCUCUGACCACUGCUUCACACGGCUUCACUCCGCUUCAGAGAAAGGAAGGCAUGUACUUUGAGCCCGGGUCACCCUGGUGUUACCUGCUUUCUUCACUGGGGUAUUUUUUUUAUUGAUUUGAGAAAGCUGCUGAUUAGCAGGAGGCAUGGCUGAAAACAAGACGUUCCGCUACGGGCUGAUCGUGCUGGGAUUGUUCCUGGUGAUGAUCGGCAUGUUCAUCAUGAGCGUGGACAAGCCCCACAUUUACGCUACCUUCUGCACCCUGGGAGUCCUCAUGGUGGUCCUGGGCAUUGUCUGGAGCAUGUGCCAGUGCUAUCCCAAGGUCACAUUCGUAACUGUUGCUGAGCAGGAGUCUGAGUUCCUCAUAGCACAGAAGUACAAACUCUCUGUAGCUUCCAUUGAGAGCGAGGUCCCAGAUAAAAAGAGUUCCAGUUCUUCAAACUACACCUGCCCAGAAGAAGCUGGCAUGUAUGAUCACAGCCUCCCGGCUUACCACCAGAUUGAAAUAAUGAGGCUUGGAAAUGAGAACCCACUGGACCUGCAGUCAGCUUCCCCGGCACUCUCCCUGGAAUCCAGGGCUCAGGAAAGCCUGGGGUCUGUGCAGGCCAGAGCGGAGGUGCACUGGGUCAAGAUGAGCCAAGGAGAAAAUGCAGCGCACGGCCCCAGCGAGGACACCCUGUCUGCUCCACGUGUGCCUGAGUGGUACAGGGCAGCCCCCCUGGCCUCCUUCAUGGAAGACUCUGCCAGCCUCUCCACCGCGGACCCUGUCUCCCUGCAGCAGCCAGGCCCCGGGCUCACAGAGCUGCCUCGCUACGAAGACAUCACCCUGAUCGACGCCCCGCCCUGCGAGGAGCAGUGCCCCUCCACGCCGACACCAGCGGCUUCCUGAGAGACGACUGCCAGCGGGAGGCUGAGCCUCCACCGCGGGGGGCUGUGCUCCAGGGGCCACCGGAGAGGAUGAGGGAGGAGAGGGAGAAGAGGGAGGAGGGGGAGGAGGGGGAGCUGUACUACGGGGUGACAGACGAGUUGCUGCAGAUCAAAUCAGACCUGGAACGGGAGUAGCGAUCUCCUGCAAAAUGACCCUGCAAAUUUACCAUGGUAAACCCUUAUUAGACUGGCACACCCACCACAGCUCAAUACUCUGGGAGCUUUACUGCUUUCCAGUAAGACAGACAGAAUCCUCUUUAGUGAAUAUGGUUGAUCACAAAUACUGUAUGGUUAAAACUGUACAUAAUAACAAGCGAUUACCUUUUGUUUGAAUUUCCUGUUCUGCAUGAAAUAUAAAUUUGUUUGUAUCUGGAUGUAUGAACCAUGCUCUACUUCAAUAGAUGUUACGUUAAUUCUUUCAGAAGCUUUGCUUCCCAGCCAUCGCCCUUCCCCUGCUCUCUCCCCAUGUGAUAUUAAAACUAAUGGAAGAGCCUUGAAUA
Molecule: messenger RNA, 1519 nt
Organism: Acipenser ruthenus (sterlet)
Lineage: Eukaryota; Metazoa; Chordata; Actinopteri; Acipenseriformes; Acipenseridae
Product: barttin-like
Exons: 4
Coding region: 238-981 (247 amino acids)
Biological process (GO): chloride transport
Cellular component (GO): basolateral plasma membrane
Molecular function (GO): chloride channel regulator activity
Source: RefSeq, a predicted model, not a curated record